Molecule: messenger RNA, 1165 nt
Organism: Rhodofomes roseus
Lineage: Eukaryota; Fungi; Basidiomycota; Agaricomycetes; Polyporales; Fomitopsidaceae
Exons: 1
Coding region: 278-952 (224 amino acids)
Source: RefSeq, a predicted model, not a curated record
CAGGCCCUCGCACAGGACCUCGCAGGCUCCCUCCACCCGCCAGGCUCGCCCGAGGCCCAGCGCAUGCGCGUCCAAAUCCUCCACUCCAAGCACGUCGUCCUCAGCGGCGGGCUCUGGAAAAACCACGUCGCGCGCUGGCUCCUCGACAGGGGCUUCUGACCUGGGACACUCGUCUGACACGGCUGGUGACACCGGUACAAUAUGAACCAACACCCUUAGCUAUCUCAAUCUGAUCGCGCUUCCGUGUCCAUACCCGUGCCACCCUGUCUGCGUUCGGAUGUCCCUGUCCCAUCCGGAGCACCUUCGCCCGCCUUCCAUCCUGAUCCUGAUCCCCUCCGCGCCUGCCGCGCGACCCGCCCGAAGCGAACCGAAACCGAACGCAAAACAGCCGCGUCCACACAACAACCAUUGCCAACUUGCCAAAAAAGAUGCUCGACUGCGCCCGCUUAACCAUUCACGCCAGUGCCAUCGCGCGCGAAGCCACGGCGUGGCGUGCGGCGCCCUCGUGUGCAGACACAGACGACUGUCACAGACAAGGGUCCUAGCUACCGUAGCCCUGCCGCUCGCUCGAACCAUAGCACUGCUGUAUAUACGCCGCUCCCCACGUUUACGCGCACUCGCCUCAUCUGAUCCUCGCCGCCACUCAUCUGUCCAGCACCGCGCUUCUCCCGUGCCCGGAUGCAGCAUACCGUUGUCCAUCCUAUCGUCAUCCGCGGCACGCGGCCGUCGCCCUAUCCCAGUCAUCUCCUUUGUGUGCGUGGCUUUUCGUGGCGCGGUGGGCACCGGGCCUGCGCAAAUGAAAUCUUCGCUAAUCCGAGCCCUAUCUCGCGCGCACGGAAGCCCAGCCAUGUCUGCGCUCGCCACCGGCUGCUCACCUGAGCCGUCCUGGUUGAAAACUGACGGUCGGACCAGCGUCGCCGCCGCCGCGCACGCGGGCUCGGAAUUCAGUUGACGUUCUCCCUCGCGAUCCGCCUACGCCCAGUGUAGUCAGGUCUGCUUCUCCUGACUUGGCCAUGGCUUAUCCUCCGGGAUCCACCCCGCCGCCUUUGUCAAUGGCCGGGCUCGAUGGCGCGUUCCUGUGCUCCUAUUAUGCCCAAUGUUCUGCAUAUGCAGAUAGGUAUGGUGCUCAGGCGGUGGCGCGUACAGGCACACGCCCCGAUCACGC